Molecule: messenger RNA, 1046 nt
Organism: Phragmites australis (common reed)
Lineage: Eukaryota; Viridiplantae; Streptophyta; Magnoliopsida; Poales; Poaceae
Exons: 5
Coding region: 351-872 (173 amino acids)
Source: RefSeq, a predicted model, not a curated record
UUGGAAAGCUGUAGCCGCGCGAGCACGUAAAAUUUCGGCCCAAACAAACCACGGCCAGGGCUUCGAAUCCGAUCCCCAUCGAGCCCGUCACGAUUCCGUUACCCCACCUGCGCUCGGGAUCUCCCCCGGGCAUCCAAUCGAGCAGCCGCCGUCCCGCAAUGAUUCCGUCCUCCCGAGGAAAGCGAGAUGAGCUGCCGCAGAUAAGGAGUCUUCUCGGGCGAGGCGAACCCCCAAUCCGGUCCGGCGGUGCUAGGGUUAGAGGUCUUCCGCCGCGGUGAGAGAGGCGGCGGCUUGGGAAGAUCGUGCGUGCUGGCGGGGCGCCGCCUUCGCCGGCGAGCGAACCGGAUGCUAUGUUGCUGACCUGCGGGUCGCUCUCCUCCUGGGUGCGCCGCCUCGUCGCCUGCGUCGGAGGUUGUUUUGGAUGUGCUCAGCCUACUCCAAUAAUAGCUGUCGAUGAGCCCUCAAAAGGUUUAAGAAUUCAAGGGUGCCCAAUAAAAGAGUGUAGUUUGUCUGACGACUUCUGGAGUACAAGCCCGCACGAAAUGGAGAACAGUGCCAUGCAUUCCCGACAUAGCAUGUCUUCAAUGAGUGCAGCAGCACAAUCUAAUGAUCAACACACAGCUGGAAGUAGCAAUAACCCAGAUGAGUUUGUAAAUCAAGGUCUUCUACUGUGGAACCAGACUAGACAGCAGUGGGUUGGAAACAGAAGGCCUAAAUCUCAGGGUCAACAACUUCGAGGACCAAGACUAAGUUGGAAUGCUACAUACGAGAGCCUGCUCGGAAGUACGAAACCAUUUGCAAAACCAAUCCCUCUUGGUGAGAUGGUAGAGUUCCUCGUGCACAGCUGGGACCAGGAAGGCCUAUAUGAUUAGUUGGCUAAUUCAAGGGUAUUGUUUGAGGUCACAUUAUUAAUCGCAGAAAUGUUGUGAACUUUAGAUGUCAAAGCUUGUGUGGUGAUGAAUGUGGAUUAUCCUGGGGACAGGAUGUCAUCCCUCUCUUGAGCAAAUCUAAAAUAUUAUUUUAUUAGUUGUGCUCACUAUGUUUAA